AUGGCGCCAGCAAAUACCGGAAAGAAGACGACCGCCGGACCGCCUGCCACUUCGGCUGCUUCGAAAGAUGCACAUGGAGGCUGCUCCUCGUCAUCUGUGAAGAAGACGCUCUCCGGAGAGAAACCGACAGCUUCAUCUCCUCCUUCUGUUUCCGCAGCUCAUCCUUCCCCCGCAGCGGAAAAUCGGAAGCCCGGGGGCAGCAAGAAAACCAGCUCGGCAAAGAACCCUGUGGCGCCCCGCAGCAAAACGGGCGGAGGCUCUCGUCGUAACUCGAAGGCGAGUGCACAAGUCUCCACAGGCCCACAUAACGACGUGAACGCAGUUUCUAGCGGAAACAAUUCAGAACUCAUGAGCGCGGGAGGGGGGCCCUCGGCGGCCGGCCCCAGCUUUGUUCCGCUCGUUUGUCUCUUCGGCCCUCCCUGCAGUGGGAAAGGAACGCUGGCUGCUUUGCUUAAGGAGAAACUAGGAAUGCUACACUGUUCGACCGGAGAUUUGCUGCGUCAAGUCGCAAAGGAGGAAGGAGAAAAGAGUGAGGUCGGUGCCGCCAUGAAGGCGGGAAAACUCGUGAACGAUAGGGUCAUUGUUCGUGUUUUGCAAGAUGCAAUGGCGAAGAACGCGAAGGCGGAGUGCAAGGGAAUCAUUCUCGAUGGAUUCCCGAGGAAUGGGGCCCAGGUCGACGUGCUCAGAGAAAUGAAGCUCUGGCCUGAUGUUUCUUUCUUGAUAAACGUCCCCCACGAGACCCUGUUGCGACGCAUGGCGGCCCGCCGCGUAGACCCCGUCACUGGCGAGGUCUUCGGGCUUGGCUCCGAACCAACUGAUGAAGAGCAGAAAAAGAGGCUGAUUCGGAGAGAUGAUGACAGCGAUGAGGUUUUAGAGAAUAGGAUCAAAGAUUUCGCAGCGAACAUGGCAUGCAUAGCGGAGCGCCUCACCGGAGACAAACGACAACGCGGAGAAAAUACUGAGGAAACUGGCACACUGCAAGAUGGAAACGAGAAAGAAGGAAAGACAAAUGAAACCUGUGAACUCAUCGAGGUUCCGGGAGACAGAGAUAUAACAGAGGUUUUCAAGGACGUCCACGAGCAUCUCCAACAGAAAUUCCCGACAGUCUUCAGUUGA
Messenger RNA from Neospora caninum, 1116 nucleotides. RefSeq names its product putative adenylate kinase. Bases 1 to 1116 code for a protein of 371 amino acids. NCBI's taxonomy places the organism in Eukaryota, Apicomplexa, Conoidasida, Eucoccidiorida, Sarcocystidae. Gene Ontology annotation, biological process: nucleobase-containing compound metabolic process. Gene Ontology annotation, cellular component: cytoplasm. Gene Ontology annotation, molecular function: ATP binding; AMP kinase activity. The transcript is spliced from 2 exons. The record is from RefSeq and is a predicted model, not a curated record.